Messenger RNA from Ochotona curzoniae (black-lipped pika), 520 nucleotides. It is a transcript of the gene KCNE4, whose product is annotated as potassium voltage-gated channel subfamily E regulatory subunit 4. The coding region runs from base 8 to 520 and encodes 170 amino acids. Gene Ontology annotation, biological process: membrane repolarization during action potential; negative regulation of delayed rectifier potassium channel activity; regulation of heart rate by cardiac conduction. Gene Ontology annotation, cellular component: membrane. NCBI's taxonomy places the organism in Eukaryota, Metazoa, Chordata, Mammalia, Lagomorpha, Ochotonidae. The transcript has a single exon. The record is from RefSeq and is a predicted model, not a curated record. Gene Ontology annotation, molecular function: voltage-gated potassium channel activity involved in ventricular cardiac muscle cell action potential repolarization; transmembrane transporter binding; potassium channel regulator activity.
CCUUUCAAUGCUGAAGAUGGAACUUCUGAACAGCACACACCCCAGCGCCGUGGCCUCUAGCAGCCCGCUCGAGUCGCAUGUGCCCAGCAGUGGCAGCGGUAACGGCAACGAGUACUUUUACAUUCUGGUUGUCAUGUCCUUCUAUGGUAUUUUCUUAAUUGGGAUCAUGCUGGGCUACAUGAAAUCCAAGAGAAGGGAGAAGAAGUCCAGCCUCCUGCUGCUGUACAAAGAUGAGGAGAGGCUCUGGGGGGAGGCCAUGAAGCCGCUGCCUGUGGUGUCGGGCCUGAGGUCGGUGCAGGUGCCCAUGAUGCUCAACGUGCUGCAGGAGAGUGUGGCGCCUGCGCUGUCCUGCACCCUCUGCUCCAUGGAAGGGGACAGCGUGAGCUCUGAGUCCUCUUCCCCAGACGUGCACCUCACCAUCCAGGAAGAAGGGGCCGACGAUGAGCUAGAGGAGACUUCGGAGACGCCUCCCAACGAAAGCAGCGAAGGCUCCUCAGAGAACAUCCACCAGCACUCCUAG